AUUACUGACUUUGGCGAUGAUCGCCAUAAUAUUUAUAUUAUUCUUAUAAAACUGCCGACUCGGCACAAGUUUAGUGGCCACCAUAAAGUAAAUAAUAAUAACCAGUGAGCAUUUUAACUGAACUCAAAACGUUUUGUAGUAAUUUACUGUUUUAGUCAACAACAUUCUUAAGACAAUAUGAUAAAUAUGCGGCCAAAGUCACCGCCACGGGCGGAGGCACUGUUUCUGGCCAUGAGGCCUAAGCCUGUCUACCAGCAAGGAGUUCUUUUGGGCAAUUGGGUGGAAGAGGGAAUAGAAUGUCCAAAAGGAGGAACACUAUACUUCCCGCCCAAAGAAGAAAUAGAUUACGAGAAAAUGAAACCAGAAACACGGCAACCUGAUUUUCGUUCGAAUAAAUUGAACAGUACACAGGGCAAUAUGAUCGUAGUAUCAAAACACGACAGCCACGAAGGCUGUGGUAACUACACAACCAUCAACGAUCUGGUCUACAACCACAUGCCGAAACCGCUUUGUGGGCCGCCGUUCCGUUACUACAAGAGGGCUGAACACACAUAUUAUCCGCAACCUGAUUUGACCAAGUGCUAUGGUAACUUGACCGAAUGGGGUUUACGGUCCUACAAGCAAUACGAGUGGGCUUGUACAGACGUCUCGGAUUACUCGUCUAGCCUCUACGAAGACACUUAUACAGCGCCGCGUCUCAAUCAGUACCUUCCAAGUAAAGAGAGGAGAGCACGAGACUCGAGCUUCACAAAAAGUUUCCGAUUCAAAAUGACAAAACCUAUAACGAGAAAAACGACAAAACCAAAAAAAUGAUAACAUCAAGAAUCAUUUUCUUCACAUUUUGCAGAAACACUAGUCUUUACAAUAUCACAUU
Messenger RNA from Hyposmocoma kahamanoa, 874 nucleotides. RefSeq lists its product as uncharacterized. The record is from RefSeq and is a predicted model, not a curated record. Lineage: Eukaryota; Metazoa; Arthropoda; Insecta; Lepidoptera; Cosmopterigidae. The coding region runs from base 178 to 813 and encodes 211 amino acids. The transcript is spliced from 6 exons.